This is a messenger RNA of Austrofundulus limnaeus, 2513 nucleotides long. It is a transcript of the gene abcg1, whose product is annotated as ATP-binding cassette, sub-family G (WHITE), member 1. The coding region runs from base 75 to 2132 and encodes 685 amino acids. Lineage: Eukaryota; Metazoa; Chordata; Actinopteri; Cyprinodontiformes; Rivulidae. The record is from RefSeq and is a predicted model, not a curated record. The transcript has 15 exons. Gene Ontology annotation, biological process: cholesterol homeostasis; cholesterol efflux; transmembrane transport. Gene Ontology annotation, molecular function: ATP binding; ABC-type sterol transporter activity; ATP hydrolysis activity. Gene Ontology annotation, cellular component: plasma membrane.
UAGGGGGCGGGGUUAGUGGUCAGAGCUGCUGAGUGGUUGUUGGUGUGUUCAGAGUGUGGUGCUGUCAGUGGACCAUGGCCUGUCUGAUGGCCGCCUGGUCCGUUCACAACCCAUCUGUGACCAACUCCAUCAUCAUGAACACCAACGGACCCCCGGAUCUGAUGCUGGACCCUCGGACGGUGUGCGUUUGUUUGGAUGAGACGGUCUACAAAUGUCCAACAAGCAUCCAGACACCGAUGCUGCAGGGACAYCUGAAGAAGGUGGACGGACCACUGAAGAGGGUGGACAGACCACUGAAGAAGGUGGACAACAACCUGACAGAGGCCCAGAGGUUCUCCUCAUUACCCCGGAGACCGGCCGUCAACAUGGAGUUCAAAGACGUCUCGUACUCAGUUAGAGAGGGACCCUGGUGGAGGAAGAAAGGUUACAAAACUCUGCUCAAAGGGAUCUCUGGGAAAUUCAUCAGCGGUGACCUGGUGGCCAUCAUGGGGCCCUCGGGGGCCGGAAAGUCCACCCUGAUGAACAUCCUGGCUGGGUACAGGGAGACCGGGAUGAAGGGUGAGAUCCUGAUCAACGGUCAGCCCCGAGACCUGCGCUCCUUCAGGAAGGUUUCCUGUUACAUCAUGCAGGACGACAUGCUGCUGCCGCAUCUCACCGUUCGAGAGGCCAUGAUGAUUUCAGCCAACCUGAAGCUGCAGGAGAAAGUGGAGGCUCGGAGGGAGAUGGUCCAGGAGAUCUUGACGGCCCUGGGUUUGCUAGACUGUGCUGAAACCCGAACUUCCCACCUGUCGGGGGGUCAGAGGAAGAGGCUGGCCAUUGCUCUGGAGCUCGUCAACAAUCCUCCGGUCAUGUUCUUUGAUGAACCCACCAGCGGUUUGGACAGUUCGUCCUGUUUCCAGGUGGUCUCUCUGCUCAAAGCUCUGGCUCGAGGAGGACGAACUGUCAUCUGCACCAUCCACCAACCCAGCGCCAAACUCUUUGAGCUCUUUGACAAGCUGUACGUUCUGAGCCUGGGUCAGUGCAUCUACAGAGGGAAGGUGUCCAGUCUGGUUCCGUACCUGAGAGAYCUCGGACUGAACUGCCCCACCUACCACAACCCGGCCGACUUCAUCAUGGAGGUGGCAUCCGGGGAGUACGGGGACCAGAUGGUGAGACUGGUGAGAGCCRUCCAGGACAGGAAGUUGGAGGAGGACAACCGAAUGGAGUUGAACGGAGAUGCUAACCUCCACCCGCUCCUGUGGCAGCGCGCUGACGAGAAUUGUUCGUCUGAAGGUUGUCACAGCUUCUCUGCCAGCUGCAUGACUCAGUUCCUCAUCCUCCUCAGGAGAACUUUCCUCAGCAUCCUCAGAGACUCGGUGCUGACCCACCUGAGGAUCUCCUCCCACAUCGGGAUCGGUGUUCUGAUUGGUCUGCUGUACCUGGGCAUCGGGAACGAGGCCAAGAAGGUUCUGAGUAACUCCGGGUUCCUGUUCUUCUCCAUGUUGUUCCUGAUGUUCGCCGCUCUGAUGCCCACGGUUCUGACAUUUCCUCUGGAGUUGGGGGUUUUUCUGAGGGAACACCUGAACUACUGGUACAGUCUGAAGGCUUAUUACCUGGCCAAGACCAUGGCAGACGUCCCCUUCCAGGUCUUCUUUCCGGUGGUGUACUGCAGCAUCGUGUACUGGAUGACGGCGCAGCCCCCUGACGCCAGACGUUUCUUCCUCUUCCUGUCUCUGGGGAUUCUUACGUCGUUGGUGGCUCAGAGUUUGGGUCUACUGAUCGGUGCCGCCUCCACCUCGCUGCAGGUGGCCACGUUUGUGGGUCCGGUUACAGCGAUCCCAGUUCUUUUGUUCUCUGGGUUCUUUGUGAGCUUUGACACCAUCCCCUGGUACCUGCAGUGGAUGUCCUACAUCUCCUAUGUCAGGUACGGGUUUGAGGGCGCCAUCUUGUCCAUCUAUGGUCUGGACCGCGACAACCUUCACUGUGAUGAAGAGGAGGUGUGUCACUUCCAGAAGUCUGAGGCCAUCCUGAAGGAGCUCGACAUGUUGGACGCCAAACUCUACAUGGACUUCAUCGUCCUCGCCAUCUUCUUCAUCUCUCUGAGACUCAUUGCUUACUUUGUCCUGCGGUACAAGAUCAGGUCCGAGAGGUAGAUCACAACCAGGACCAGGAGGAUGAGGGUGCUGAGUUUAAAAACUUGUAAACCAAAGUUAGCGUGUAGCUGCUUGGACUUUGGCUCGAUGUCUUUAAGACAUAAAGACGAAAAGACUUGUUUGAGGCCUGUAAAAUUGGGUCAGUCUCGUUCAGGUCUUGCAGGGACCAGAGCCGGUCUCUUGGUCUCUGAUGGUUUCAUUGUGCCACAAUCUGAAGGUGUACAGGAAGACUGAGUGAAUCUUUUCAGAGAAAAGGUCCCCCAGGCAGCUUUGAAACAAGAUUCAGUGAAAUUUUUGUCACAUUAGUGAGUUAUCKAUGAUUAUAUUUCAACAUGAAGAUGUGUGGACUCCCAGACUGAAUAAAACCAUCUCAUUUUUUGA